AUGGAGACUAAUGAUGAUAAGACUCUGGCUAUAUCCAGGGAUGAAGCGAGUAAUAUACAACAAUGCAUUGAGAAGUGCUUUACACUAUACAUGACAAAGACAGAGAUCAUUAUUACACUACAGAAUCAAUUCAAUGUCAAUCCAACAUUCUCAGAGACAAUGUUGAUGAACUUGGAGAGACAGAACCCAGACUUCUUCAAUAUCUAUUAUAAGAGACUGAAGAUUAAGGAGCAGAUAAUAGAGUUCAAUCACCUGGCCAGUCUACAAUUAAAGUCAAUGAUCGCCAGACAAGGUGACCCAGGUGCAGCGAUGCAACAACAUCAUAGCUCACUAAAGAAUGGUGGUUUAGUGGAUACAUCUCUCAACAACAAUAACAUCAAUAACAAUAACAAUGGUCAUAGCAACAACAACAACAACACGACGACGACAACAACUACAACAGCGACUUCAUCAACUUCAAUCGAUGACCCAUACUCUUUAUUGCCAACAUUUCCGUAUUCUGCCAUGUCUUCGACAUCAACAUCCUCAGUCACAUCUGUGGACAAUGGUUCACAGCAACAGGAACCUGCACCACUGUUAUCAGUAUCACCAGCAAACGAUGUCCAACAGCAACAACAACCACAAUCAUCCAACCAAGGCGACUUCAACAAUCCUUUCAUCAAGCAGUCCACAUCCGAUGUGUUGUCAACACUGAUCGCAAACACUCAUAACAGCAACUCUAUCGCAGGCUUUGAGAGUUCAACGUCGAACAACAAUAUGUACCAGGGAUUGGACAACUCAACGUUUGGAGCGAUCGACAUCUCACAGAUACCAUUGUCAUCAUCGUUCUCAUUCGCGUUUGGAGGUGAUGACAUGAAGCGAACAAACAACAUGCUCAAUCCUGGCGGUAUGGUCCCAGGCGAUCAUGAACUUGGCAAGUCAACAUUCAAUCUGAAUAUGUCACAAGGUGGAAGUGAGCUCGAGUCAUUCCUCAAUCCAAACAUGUAG
Molecule: messenger RNA, 987 nt
Organism: Acytostelium subglobosum LB1
Lineage: Eukaryota; Evosea; Eumycetozoa; Acytosteliales; Acytosteliaceae
Exons: 4
Coding region: 1-987 (328 amino acids)
Source: RefSeq, a predicted model, not a curated record